AAUUUAUAUCCCUCCCUCCAAAGUAAUAAUUGUAGCCCAUUUUUUUCUCCCAUAUACAAAUGAUGUUGUCAAGUUGGGGAGACGAAGAGGAAUUUACAGAGGAGGAUCUUCUCGCAAUCGAGGCCAUCGAGGCUUCCCAUCUCUCCCAAUCAUCAUCUUCUUCUUCUUCUUCGACCGUACGGCCUGCGAACUCAAAUCCAAAUCAGAUCCGUCGCCAAUUGCCUCGUUCCAUCACUUCUCCCACACCCUCUAAGCGAUUUCCACUCUCUCGUUGCAGAGCUAAGAAUUUUCCAGCGAUGAGGUUUGGAGGUAGGAUUUUGUAUAGCAAGACUGCUAGUGAGGUUGAUAGGCGAGCAAUGCAGCUUCUUAAGGUUCUCGAUACCAAGAAAGAUCAUUCUGGGAGAGCUUUUAUUGGCUUUGAUAUUGAGUGGAGACCCAGUUUUAGAAAAGGUGUUCUCCCAGGGAAGGUUGCAGUUGUGCAGAUAUGUGUAGAUAAUAGUUAUUGUGAUGUAAUGCAAAUUACACACUCUGGAAUCCCACAGAGUCUCCAACAUCUUAUUGAGGAUUCAUCUCUCGUAAAGGUAGGUAUUGGAAUUGACGGUGACUCUGUGAAGCUUUUCCAUGACCAUGGAGUGUCCAUCAAAGAUGUCGAAGAUCUUUCUGAUUUAGCCAACAAAAAAAUUGGCGGAGGUUUGAAAAAAUGGGGCCUUGCUUCACUAACUGAGACACUUGUUUGCAAAGAGCUCCUUAAACCGCAUAGAAUCAGGCUCGGAAACUGGGAGGUGCGUCCUCUGUCAAAGGAGCAGUUACAGUAUGCAGCAACCGAUGCUUAUGCUUCGUGGCAUCUUUACCACGUAAUUAACAUCAAAGAAAAACCAUAUUUUCUUACGCAAAGACCUUAACGCAAAAGUGCUAAAGGACCUUCCUGAUGCUGUGGAUUGAUCAUAACGUGGACGAUGAACCUUAAAGGUUAACCACUAGAUGCAGUCUCACGGAUUUGCAAAAGAACAUUUGAACAUUGUAUCUAGUUGCAGUCCAUUUUAGUCGUAAUUCAUGCUCGGUUUAAAUGUUUCUGCAGUAUAAAAUAAAGUAUAAGGUCCUGGUAUGGUUAACAAUCGAGAAACCAGGGGCUUUGUGGUGAGGUUUUUGAUUCAGACUUGGAAUACAGUGUAAAGAUCUGAAAAGCUCUUCCACAGACUCU
This is a messenger RNA of Brassica napus (rape), 1201 nucleotides long. Its product is annotated as Werner Syndrome-like exonuclease. The coding region runs from base 60 to 902 and encodes 280 amino acids. The record is from RefSeq and is a predicted model, not a curated record. Lineage: Eukaryota; Viridiplantae; Streptophyta; Magnoliopsida; Brassicales; Brassicaceae. Gene Ontology annotation, molecular function: nucleic acid binding; 3'-5' exonuclease activity. The transcript is spliced from 6 exons. Gene Ontology annotation, biological process: nucleobase-containing compound metabolic process.